Molecule: messenger RNA, 909 nt
Organism: Strigops habroptila (Kakapo)
Lineage: Eukaryota; Metazoa; Chordata; Aves; Psittaciformes; Psittacidae
Gene: GRXCR1
Product: glutaredoxin and cysteine rich domain containing 1
Exons: 4
Coding region: 1-909 (302 amino acids)
Biological process (GO): inner ear receptor cell stereocilium organization; sensory perception of sound
Cellular component (GO): kinocilium; stereocilium
Source: RefSeq, a predicted model, not a curated record
AUGUUUAAAAGUGAGAUGAAGGGAGACAGCGAAAGACUAUCACGGAAGGUUCGAUUCCGUGUUGCAUCCUUGCACAGUGGGAGAGUGCUGAAGGAGGUGUACGCCGAUGGGGAGGCUGCUGACUCUCUGGACUCUGAGUAUGCCAGUAGCUCGGAGACCGACCAAACCAGCCGGCUGAGUGAAGUGGAUGGGCAGCAGAAUGGACACGUAGGGUCUGAGUGUGACGAAAAUGAGAAUGAGCAGGAUGACUUGCUCAUUUUAGUCAGAGCCACUAAAGAGAGAGGUUUUGGUACAAAGCGAGUCAACAUCCUCAGCAAAAAUGGCACAGUCAGGGGAGUCAAGCAUAAAGUCAGUGCUGGUCAAGCCCUCUUUGACAAUUUGGCAAAAGCAUUUCAGGAACCAUUUUUUUUUUUUUUUUUGCAGGUAUCAACAGAGCUGGAGUUUGGCCGCAUAGUGAUUUAUACUACCAGCCUUCGUGUGGUGAGAACCACUUUUGAAAGAUGUGAACUGGUUAGAAAGAUCUUUCAAAAUCACAGAGUUAAAUUUGAAGAAAAAAACAUUGCUCUGAACAGCGAUUAUGGAAAAGAACUAGACGAAAGAUGUAAGAGGGUCUGUGAAGUUCCCUCACUCCCUGUUGUGUUUAUUGAUGGCCAUUAUCUUGGGGGUGCUGAGAAAAUUUUACUAAUGAAUGAAUCUGGGGAACUGCAGGAUCUCUUAACCAAAAUUGAGAGAGUCCAGCAUCCUCACGAGUGCACCUCUUGUGGGGGUUUUGGUUUCCUGCCGUGCUCAGCAUGCCAUGGGAGCAAGAUGUCUGUGUUUCGGAACUGCUUUACGGACUCAUUCAAAGCCCUCAAGUGUACUGCUUGUAAUGAGAAUGGGCUACAGCGCUGCAGGAGCUGUGCAGGCUAA